GCACGUAUAGCCGGAAUGGGGAGGAGGCUGGGAUGGGAGAAAGAUAGAGAGAAAGCUAGCUUCAGCUACGCCUUUCUCUGAGCUCCUGAAGCCUAGGGAGCAGUGAUAUAUACUCUUGAAGGAAAGAGGGGGCAUAAGCAGAAAGUAAGAAAGGACCCAUCCCGUUUUGCUCUUUGGAGAGCAUAGGAGCUACAGUAUUCCAACACGUGAGGAGGACGCAGAAAUAUUGUUAAUAGUAACACUAAUAAUUCAUGAAGGAGCUGUUCGUUUCAGCACUUUUUCCAACAUACAGGAGCCGAACAGCACUUUUUAUUGUAACUGGUAACGGAUUCACUGGAAGGAGCUAUCCUUUUCAGAACCACACAAGAAUGCAAUGGAGAUUUGGAAAAAACCUUGAAGCUCUCUUUUUAGCAAAUCUUUGAUCUGAAGGAGCUAUUAAUUCUGCACUAGUGCCUGAGAAUGUCGGCAACUCAUUUGGAAUAAAACCCACUCAAAUCAUGGAUUGCAAAGGACCAGAACCAUUUCAUGUGAAACGUGUGGUCUGUAUCAUACACGAACAGCUUCAGGUUCUAUAAGGGAGAAGUUAUUUUAGAGAAAACACAUUUUCAUGGCGCAGGUUGCAGAGCUAUACAAGAAGGGUGAAGGCUGCAUCGAUGCACUUACAAGCGCUAACUGUUUAGGUCCUGAUGUUGAGGGGUUUUGUUGAGGAUGCCCCCAAUUUCACUGUGGAAUUCAUCUCCAAACUAGCAAAUACAUAUGGAAACUGGGGAUCAGAAUUUUAGAAAAAGGGAUUAACAGAUAUCUUUUUGUGGGGUUUCCUUUUGAUAAUAGAGUUUAAACUCUUGUAGUUCAAGGCAUCGCCCCUGGAAAUCUUUACCAUUUUCACAAUCUGAGUGUGCUUUAAACAUCUUCCCUUCUAAAGAAACCAAGGCAGUGGUGUCCCUGUAGAAUGUAGAAUCAUGGGUCUCUUUGACAGAGGUGUACAGAUGCUUUUAACCACCGUUGGUGCUUUUGCCGCCUUCAGCCUGAUGACCAUCGCUGUGGGGACUGACUACUGGUUGUAUUCCAGAGGGGUCUGCAAAAGUAAAAGUGUCAGUGAAAAUGAAACCAGCAAAAAGAAUGAAGAAGUCAUGACCCAUUCUGGAUUAUGGAGAACAUGCUGCCUGGAAGGAAAUUUUAAGGGUUUGUGUAAACAGAUUGAUCAUUUCCCCGAAGAUGCAGAUUACGAAGCAGACACAGCAGAGUACUUUUUACGAGCUGUACGAGCAUCUAGUAUCUUUCCUAUCCUCAGCGUGAUCUUGUUGUUUAUGGGUGGGCUCUGCAUUGCUGCCAGUGAGUUCUACAAAACUCGUCACAACAUCAUAUUGAGUUCUGGAAUCUUCUUUGUAUCUGCAGGUCUGAGUAAUAUUAUUGGUAUAAUAGUGUACAUAUCAGCCAAUGCAGGGGACCCCUCAAAAAGUGACUCGAAGAAAAACAGCUACUCCUAUGGCUGGUCCUUCUACUUUGGCGCUCUUUCAUUCAUCAUCGCUGAGAUGGUGGGUGUUCUUGCAGUCCACAUGUUUAUUGAUCGCCACAAACAAAUUCGUGCCAAUGCUCGUGCUACAGAUUACCUCCAGUCAUCCACUAUUACCCGCAUACCAAGUUACCGCUAUCGUUACCGGAGGCGCAGUCGCUCCAGUUCCCGAUCAACUGAACCAUCACACUCCAGGGAUGCCUCUCCUGUUGGAAUCAAGGGAUUCCAUACAUUGCCCUCUACAGAAAUAUCGAUGUACACAUUGACAAGAGACCCUCUGAAGACCACCACACCAACUGCAACCUACAAUUCUGAACGGGACCACAAUUUUCUGCAAGUCCACAACUGCAUACAAAAAGAUGUCAAGGACUCCCUUCACACCAACACAGCUAACCGCCGAACAACUCCAGUAUGAAGAAAAAUAAAGAAAAAAAAGAAAGGAAAGAUAAAAAUAAUAGAGAUAUAAUUCAAUGAAAAUGCAUGAAUCCCAUGUAUCAUUAUUAAAAAAAAUCAUUUAAAUGAAGGAAACAUGCUAUGGAGGAUUUUCUAACCCUGAUCAAUAACGCAUAAGAAAGGAAGCAGUUCUAAAUGUGUGCGUGUAUGUGUGUAUGAGGUAUGUCUGACUACAUGUGCACUGAACUGGGAUGAGGGUUUACAGAAAGCAGCACCAAAAGGCAUGGUUCUGAUGAAGGAAAAUUUGAUAUGAAAUCAACUUAGGGAGAAUAUCUGAGGCCAUAGUAUUUUCAUAAUCCUUUAAUAUAUAUUUUCCUGCAUCAAACUGUGAAAAUUAAAGGACUUUUUUUUUUAUUCAAGCAGGGUGGUGCUGGGGAGUGGGGGAGAGGGGAAUUUGCUGAGGGUGUGGAAUUAAAAGCAGAGUCAACUCUCUGCUGUGAAUAGGAUGGCAGAUGACUAAGGAAGUUGCCAUACUGCUAAUUAAAACUGAACAAAAUGUUCUGAUAGAACAACCACAUUAAAAGGUUCUAUUCUUUUAAGAGACUUACUUUAAGUGAGGAAGCUGUGGCUUCAGGGGGGAAAUUUCACAAAAAGCAUGCAUGCAAAAUGUCAGAGACGCAGCUCCUCAAACCAAAUGUUUGAAAUGAAAUAAAAUUAUGAAGAAACAAAUUAUUUUCAAAGGAGGACUUUUCAUGUUUUCUUAUUUUUUUCCUUUGCUUGGGAAACCUUCUGAGUUUACAUGCAAUCUUAUUUUAUUGAAUAUGUUUCUUUAACUGUUUUUAUGAAAAGGCAUUGAAGAAAUAAAAUGAUUAAGAUGAACAAAUGGAGGACUAGUUACUGGAUAAAAUGAACUCUCCCUCGGGGGGGAGAAAUGCCAACAAGUACCUGAGGAUAGUGUGCUCAAAGGGCCAAUACAUUGUGUGCCAAGAUGGUCCAUGAAAAGCACAGCAUUGUCCUGGGAAGCAUUUGCAAAAAAUGUUGAAAUAUAUAUUUACAGGAUUAAAAUAGUCUAAAAUGUUACAAUAAGAAAUUACUGUGCUUUAAAGAGAGGGCUUUGUGGACUAGUUGUGGGAGGGGAAGAAUGAGAAAGAGUGCGGGAUGACUUAUUGCCCAGAAUGGUGUUGCUUUUUCAUAUUAAACUAAAAGAAAAAUGCAACAAAACUAAGAAAACAAAGACAGGCAAAUGAAGAAAGGGGAAAAUUAUUUUUCCAUGUGGUUUCUUCUUCACUUCAGAGAAAUCAAACCACCAUUCAUUUUCCUUACAUGGUCAGUAUGAUUUUUUUCCAGACUGUUACAAAUAAAGAAAAUUCUGGACUAUGAAAUAAAGAUUUUUUCUAGAA
Messenger RNA from Protopterus annectens (West African lungfish), 3306 nucleotides. RefSeq names its product calcium voltage-gated channel auxiliary subunit gamma 2 (gene CACNG2). Gene Ontology annotation, biological process: calcium ion transmembrane transport; neurotransmitter receptor transport, postsynaptic endosome to lysosome; neurotransmitter receptor internalization. The coding region runs from base 960 to 1928 and encodes 322 amino acids. Gene Ontology annotation, molecular function: voltage-gated calcium channel activity; channel regulator activity. Gene Ontology annotation, cellular component: voltage-gated calcium channel complex; AMPA glutamate receptor complex; postsynaptic density membrane. NCBI's taxonomy places the organism in Eukaryota, Metazoa, Chordata, Ceratodontiformes, Protopteridae. The record is from RefSeq and is a predicted model, not a curated record. The transcript has 4 exons.